AUGCCUCCAAGAAUAAAGCUCGCAAUAGUUGGCGGUGGCCCAUCCGCUUUCUACGCAGCUUCUCGUCUCCUCCAAUUUUUUCCUAAUACGCAGCCUCGUCGACCGGGUAUUGGUAUUCAUAUUUAUGAUCGACUGUGGGCACCACAUGGACUUGUGAGGUACGGUGUUGCACCGGACCAUCCUGAGGUUAAGAACUGCACGCAUAAAUUUGACGAAUCCGCUCGUGACGAGCGAUUCGCGUUCUUCGGGAACGUAAACGUUUCAUCUACGCCAUCACCAGUCCCACAUGCCGUGAACGUCCCACUCAGCUCACUCUUCCCUCAUUACACACAUUUACUUCUAUCAUCUGGAUGUACCGUUCCUCGCCUGCACCCUGCGCUCCCACCUUCCGACAUCGUUCGCCCCGCACUGGAUCUUGUACAUUGGUAUACACAACAUCCGGCUAGCACAUUCAAGCCGCCGCUCGAGAGGACUAAACAUGUCUCUGUGAUAGGCCAUGGGAACGUCGCGCUCGACGUAGCUCGCAUAUUACUCUCGCCCGUCGAGCGGCUGGAGAAAUACGACGUGCCCGUAUCUGUGCUUGAUGUCCUAAGCAAGUCUGCAGUUCAGCAUGUUAGUAUCAUCGGUCGUCGCGGCCCGCUCGAAGCAAGCUUCACGACGAAAGAGUUACGCGAGAUGAUGUCUUUACCGGGUACCGCGCUGGCUCCAUUAUCCUCCGAAGCACUCGAAGCAAUGAAGCCCACUGAAGGUACACAGUUAACGCGCCAGCAAUCUCGAUUGCUUCAAAUCCUGCAAAAGGGAUCGAGUAAUGCAUUCGGAACGACAGAGAGAUCAUGGUCUAUAGAUUUCUUCCGCUCCCCUACUGGGAUCGCUACGGCACCAUCAGGCUCUUCACACGCCGCUCGUCUCGCACUCGCACAUACGACGCUCGAUAAGGAUAGGAAAGCAGUAUCUACCGGCGAGACUUUCAUGCUUGACACGGACCUGGUCUUGACCUCGCUUGGAUACCGCGCGGAGCCAACAGGCGAGUGGUACGAGCCUGCUUUAGGCACGAUGCGUAACACAGGUGGACGUGUUGUUGAUACGGCUGGAAAAGUCUUGCGAAAUGUAUACGCGAGUGGAUGGGCAGCGACUGGUGCACACGGCGUACUUGCUAGUACGAUGCUGAACGCACACUCGAUCAUCGACACGAUUAUCUCAGACCUGCGAGCCCAAGCAGGUGAAGAUGAUAGUAGUGCCGAACUGCAAACUGGACCGGUUCCCCCACCAUCGAUAGAAAUGCUGGACGGCGAAGUGCAUAAUCUGUUGAAUCCGAAUGCGGAUCUUGGGAGUGUUCCGGAAGAAGUUUUAGCAGCUAGGAAAGAGGGACGGGUGACGACGUAUGAAGACUGGAAACGGAUAGAUGAGGAGGAAGUACGUAGAGCAGAGAAAGUUGGGAAGGAGCGUGAACGGAUGUCGUGGGAUGAGGCACGGACGUUCGUAAAGAAUUAA
Messenger RNA from Fomitiporia mediterranea MF3/22, 1491 nucleotides. RefSeq names its product ferredoxin/adrenodoxin reductase. The transcript has 2 exons. Gene Ontology annotation, biological process: ubiquinone biosynthetic process. Gene Ontology annotation, cellular component: mitochondrion. The record is from RefSeq and is a predicted model, not a curated record. Bases 1 to 1491 code for a protein of 496 amino acids. Lineage: Eukaryota; Fungi; Basidiomycota; Agaricomycetes; Hymenochaetales; Hymenochaetaceae.